Molecule: messenger RNA, 1096 nt
Organism: Solea solea (common sole)
Lineage: Eukaryota; Metazoa; Chordata; Actinopteri; Pleuronectiformes; Soleidae
Gene: haus2
Product: HAUS augmin like complex subunit 2
Exons: 7
Coding region: 433-1038 (201 amino acids)
Biological process (GO): microtubule nucleation; centrosome cycle; spindle assembly
Cellular component (GO): mitotic spindle microtubule; HAUS complex; centrosome
Source: RefSeq, a predicted model, not a curated record
GGGUUUAAAUCGCUGACGUCACCUUUAACCUUAUCAACACAUGUUUAUGAAAAUCGAACUUUCCAUCCGCUGUUUAUUCCGCGGGGUGCAGUUCUCUGUAUGUCCUGAGGGGGCGGUACAAAGGCGCGAGGAGCUGCACCAGCAGACGAAGAAGAAAAGCUACCGUCUCGCGCGGUUUCCGGUUCAUUUCAACUUCUUUUUAUUUGUGUUCGUGAGAAGAAAAAAAAAGAUUCGGUUUAUAUUCGAAGAAACAAACAACGACGAGGCUCAGGAGCGCGUGACGUCACCGCCCACCGUCAGACUGUGUGUGUGUGAGUGUGUUACAGUUCAGAGUUCAGCCACAAAUGGAUGCUUCACUUUGAAAGACCACAGGGGGCGCUGUAUCUGCCGCUUCAUAAACAACAAUAAUCAGUUCCGUUGUUAUCGUCUCAGAUGCAUCACAGCGACUCGUCCCCGUUCUUCGUGUCUCCAGCUGCUGUCCUCUUGUCCAGAUGCGUCUCCAGAGGCGUGCUGUCUCAGGAGCAAAUAGACUCUGCCUCCUCCAGGCCAAACCCCGCCUUCUCCUCUGAGCUGCAUGAGGCUGACCAGCGAAUCAGAGCCCAGCGACUCCUCAGUGAGCUGAAGAUGGAGCUGGAGCUGCUGCAGGUGGAGAAGGAGAGCGCUGACGUCACACACACACACUCUCUCAGUGGGAGGUUCCAGCAGCUGCAGCAGUUCUGUGAUCAUGUGCAGCUGCUGCUGAAGGAGCAGAACAGUGUGAGACAGAGACUCAUGAAACCACUGGGUCAGACCAACCUGCCUGUCCACGCCCACCUGCACAGGUCCGUGGUUCAGGUUUUGGAUCUGCUGCUCGUCUUCAUUCAGACUCUGGAGGAGAAACUGGACUCGAUUCAGAACGGCAGCAGAACCAGAAAACAGCUGAGUCAGCUGAAUACCUCGAUCGCCCAGCUGCUGGCUCAGGCAGCAGAAGUGCAGAGUUUGUCCAAUCAGGUUCUUCAGUGGAAGGAAGGGGGGAGGAGCCUGCAGCAUGGCCACUGACUUCACAUCUGUUACUUUGUUUAAAUUUGUUCUAAUAAAGUUUAUACUUUGGUCCACA